Molecule: messenger RNA, 408 nt
Organism: Rasamsonia emersonii CBS 393.64
Lineage: Eukaryota; Fungi; Ascomycota; Eurotiomycetes; Eurotiales; Trichocomaceae
Exons: 1
Source: RefSeq, a predicted model, not a curated record
CGCGUCAUUCAACUCAGAGAGGCCCCUAGGCCCCGAGAAACCACCAUGGAUCCCCCCGAUCUCCAUGGUGGUGGUGUUAUUCACGCGUCACCCCCGGCAAACGGCCACGCGGCAAGCCAGCUCACGGAGUUCCUGGAGGUACCAGACACCCCAACCCCAAGCCGAUGGAAUAUUCCAGGGCCCCUAGGGCUGGUGAUGAAUGAGACCGGGCAGGAAAAUGAUCAAGGAAACCAUGAAGAAGUUCAGGAUCCCCCUAGAUUCCUUAGGGAUGGUAAGGCACCAUGCCAGGCCAGCAAAGGCCGCGGUAUAACCAAACAGCAACGACGAGUCAUCCAGAGACCCUUAGGGAAUAAAGAAGCACUCCGAACCCCUCUGGCCGAUAUCAGCAAGCAAUUCCAGGCCUUAGCA